AUGGCUCGCCGUGCAGAUGCAAGAGGCGGCGGUGGCGGCGGCGGCGGCAAAUUCAUGUCGAGGAUGGUGACGGGCCAGAAGCCGAUCCAUGUCCGGCCGCCGAGGCCGGAGAAGGAACGCGUGGACAUGGUGCCCCGCGACGUCGUCGAGCGGUGCAUCGUCGCGCUGUUCGAGAAGCGCGGGUCGACGCGGGAGGCGGCCAUGGAGGACCUCGUCGGCGCGCUCGAGGGCCACGUGUCGGCGCGGGAGGUUAGCUGCAAGUACACCACCAUCGUGUCCCGCUGCGUCUUCUCGCUCAAGAAGGGAUCCGUCAGGGAGGCCCGCCUCGCCUACCGCGCCAUCGGCAUCCUCGCGCUCACCCUCGGCGGCGGCGGCGACGACACCGCCGGCGCCAAGGAUGUCCUCGCCGAGGCGUUCCCCUUCCUCGCCAAGACGGUGGAGGCGUCGCACGACAUGGCGAAGGUGCUCGCCGCGAUCGACGGCCUCGCCGUCGCCACGUUCGCCGGCGAGGACGGAGACGACGAGAUCGAGAGGUCCAUGGACGCCAUCUGGGGCGGCGUGAUCGACCCGAGCUCAGCUGGGCCGGGCGGCUCCAGGCUCGCCGCGGGGGACGCGAGGAAGACAACGCCCGAGGCCCUCGCCGCCGCCGUGUCGGCGUGGGCGUUCCUCCUCACCGUCGUCCACGACCGGUACGAGGCGGAGGAGGGCGAGAGCUGCAAGGACAAGAUCGCGCUCCUCGCCAAGCUCCUCGACGACCACGACGACCGCGGCGUCCGGGUCGCCGCCGGCGAGGCGAUCGCCGCGUGCGUCGAGCUCAAGCUGGCGCACGACACCCCGCCGGAGGACAUGGAAGCGCUCAACGCCACCGUCUCCUACCUCGCCACCGAGCCCUCCGGCAAGGGCGCCGGCGACAAGCGGCGCCACGCCGGGCAGAAGGACAUCUUCCGGCAGAUCGAAAUCUUCUUGGACGACGGCGAGGCCCCGACGAAGUCGGUGAGGACGUCGUCGAGCAGGCAGAGCGUGCUCAAGGUGACAACAUGGACGAAGCUCCUCCAGCUCAACUUCCUCACCCGGUACCUCGGCAAUGGCUUCCACAGCCACCUCCAGCACAACCCGCUGUUCGGCGAGACGUUCGAGGUCGACGGCGACGAGGAGAAGAACAAGUUCGGGCUGCCGGAGGAGGAGCCCGAGAGAGGCACGACGGCGCUCAUGCUGCUCCCGGCGCUGGCGUGCUGCCACCACAUGCUGCCGCCGGUGCACCGGCAGCCGCAUCUGCUGCCGCCUACUGCACCGGCGACGGCGAGCCACAUGUUGCCGCCGGUGCAGCAGCCGAUUUUGUUGCUCGAGUAUUAG
Molecule: messenger RNA, 1353 nt
Organism: Oryza sativa Japonica Group (Japanese rice)
Lineage: Eukaryota; Viridiplantae; Streptophyta; Magnoliopsida; Poales; Poaceae
Source: RefSeq, a predicted model, not a curated record